Messenger RNA from Colletes gigas, 7485 nucleotides. Its product is annotated as serine/threonine-protein kinase atr. The record is from RefSeq and is a predicted model, not a curated record. NCBI's taxonomy places the organism in Eukaryota, Metazoa, Arthropoda, Insecta, Hymenoptera, Colletidae. Gene Ontology annotation, molecular function: protein serine/threonine kinase activity; protein binding. Gene Ontology annotation, cellular component: nucleus. The transcript is spliced from 40 exons. Gene Ontology annotation, biological process: DNA damage checkpoint signaling; telomere maintenance; protein phosphorylation. Bases 1 to 7485 code for a protein of 2494 amino acids.
AUGGAAGUAAAUGAUAAUUCUAUUGUUCUCCAAAAUAGUAACAGUAUAACAGUAGCAGAUUCUGUAUGGAAAUUUAUUAGCAGUCCUAUAAUUGCAAUUUUCUCUGAUUUAAAAAAUGCAACUGCAGAACAAAUGCUUUAUUCCCUUUUAGAAUCAAUACUUAAAGGUUCAGCUACUUUAACUACAGUUUUAGUUCCACCAUUUAGUAAUGGAAUUCAAAAUGAAAUGCUACAAUGUCAAUAUGCUGCGUUCACUACUUGGUUAUUUGGUACAAUGUUUUAUAUAGUUGGAGAUCCUCUAAGCAAUAAAAUUUUAGUUAACAGCAUAGAGAUACAGGCUUGUAUGCUUAGAAUAUUGUCCAGACAUCAUGUCACAAUGUUUGAAACUAUUAGUAUUGAGUAUAUGAAUAUUCUUCAAGAAAUAUCAGAAUUUUAUAAGGCCAAUGAAGAUGGAGAUGAAAUUACAUUAACUAAAUUUAAUAUAGAAAGAAAUGCCAUAGAGAAUUUAGAUCUGCAAGCAUUUCCUGUUACGAUUAAGUAUUCUGAUAUACCAUUAGUACAAAUGUCUAUAUUAAAAAUAGUUGCAAAGACAGGAGUUUCAGUUUGGAAUGCAAAAGUAAUCUCAGACACAGUAUUAAAAGUUAUAAUCAUAUCUGUUCCAAAUGUGAAGUUUACGGCACUAGAUCUUUGUGUAAAAUUAAUGGAAUUUUCUUUAAUUAAUAAACAGGAACUUGAAUGUUUGAUUCUCUAUAUUAUUGAAAUUAUUAAAAUAAUUCCUACGUGGUUAGAUUUGAAUGAAAUAUCAGAAAAAGAGUUAUAUGCAUUUAUAGAGACACUUACUCAGUUUAUUCAGUCAUCGCAAAUAUUUCCAAAUAGUAUUGAAUUGUGCUUUCAAGUUAUUGAUCUUACAGUUCAUGAACUAAUCCAGCAUAAUGCUAAUCAUAGAGCAGCAACACUACUGAAAGAAACAGUAUGUAAUAAAAUUAGACAGUAUUUUAUUAUGGAACCAAGAAUUUGUACUCUUUCUGAAGCAAAGAAAUUUAUAUCAUACUUUGAAUAUUGUCCGGAUUUUAUUAUCAUCUUUAUUCAUUGUGUUCUCACUGAUGUUCAAUGCACUGCUAGUGGAAAUAAUUUAAUCAGCGAUGUCUGUGAAUCGUGGAAUUUAUUGAGAAACGAAUUAAUAACCGUAACACAGGCAGGAAAGUUCGAAAGAACUAUGCAUAUUUUGAAAGCAUCACGUAUUUUACAGUCAUGGCUAAAGGAAUUAAAAUUGCAAAUAAAUUUGUACACAACUGAUUUAAAUGAUGUUUUAAAAAUACUUCUGGAAAGCUUAAGCUCUGGACAAUGUCGGCAAAAGAAAAGUGUUUUUGAAUGUUUCAUUCAUAUGAUGGCACACAAUGAGUCGAAUAAAGAUUUAAUUCAAAAACUAUUAAGUUUACCAUUUAUUCAACAUAUUGAGAUUCCAGGGGGAAUAAUGAAUAACCAUGUGAAAGAAGCUGCUUGUUCUCUUGAUAUUGCGACAAUGCUAAAAUGUCUUGAAGUUUUAUGUGAAUUUGGUAAUGGAAUGGAGCGAUUAAGAAUAUUAAAUAUUUGUAUAUUAAAUUGUAAAACUGAAUUAGCAGUGGGAGCAUUAUGGAAUAGUGUUCUACUUCUAAAGAACAGACAAAUAAAAUUGGAUGACAUUUCAAAAUAUAUUCUUCAAACUGCAUUAAAUUCAAAAGAUGAAAAUGUUCAUGAAAUGCUUGUAAUUGUAUUGGGUAAAAUAAGUUGUUAUUUAUCAGGGCACGCAGACUUCAUAAGAGAAUUAGAUAACACAAAGUGGGCAGUACAAUGCAAAUAUUGUACCAACAAUUUUGAGAGUAAUGUUGGAAGCAAUCCUAAUGUCUGUUAUGUUUCGGAUGAGUAUGAUUACCUCCUUAAUCAAUGCUUUAGUUUAUUAUCUUCAGACUUUGUGUCAGUACGUUUACGGAUUUCUGAGAAUAUCCUAUUCUUUUCAAAUCACAUAAAGUCGUUUAAUGACAAUGAAAUAGUAAAAGUAUGGUGUUUAUACAUGGAGGAUGAAAAUCCUAUGAUUCGUUCUAAUAUUGCUGCGGCGAUAAAAGGAAUAAUAAAUAAUAAAAUAAAUGUAGUUGCAAAAGUUGUAACAUCUGUAGAAAAUGAUGUGCCUGCUUCUUUAAAUGAAUUUAUCAAUUUAUUAAUCAAUACUAUGGCAAGUGCACUUAUGAAAGCUCUAAAAAAUUCCAAUCAUGCUCUGCAUGAUACUUUACUUAUUACAGCAAGAAAUUGUACAAGCAUUCCAUUAUAUACAAUUGAAAGACGAAUUUUGAAUAUAUUUCUAAUUUCUAUAAUAUACUCAACAUCAUCUCCAGCAGCAGUAGCAUUCGCUACAACCGCGUAUCACGAUUUUGCCAAAUUCUUAAAUGUUUCUCCUAAAGUGUUAUAUGUCCGGUAUAAAAAAGACUUCAUUAAGCUCAUAAUGCAAUGUGCUGUCCAUAAUUUUAUAAAUCAUUCCUAUAAUAUGGCCACAUCGAUACAUCGUGUUGCAAAGUGUAUUGGAUAUGAGGGAUCGCGUCAAUUGCUGCGAAAAGAUGGUCAUUAUGCAGUCUCUUUUUUGCUUUCUUUCAUUGUUAAUGUGCCGCAUGCGAAAGCUCUUUUACGCGACAUAGCUGAAUUAAUUAGUAUGGAUGAAAAACAAAUGUUGAAGGAAUAUUUUCCGUAUAUUUGCAGUUAUGCAUUUUUAAAUAUGCCUCUAGCAACUGCUACGGAAUGUUUAAGAUUGAUAUGUAAGCUCACACAAACGAAUUUAUCACUCUUGACAAGACAAUCAUUUAUGGGUAUAUUUGAAGAAUUGAUGUUAUAUUUUCACGAAGCCCCUGAGAAGAUAGUUGGAUUAUUAAAAAUUAUAUCUGAUUACGACAAUAACUCGGAAAAAAAUUUUAUCACACAAAAGGGAAUUGAAUCGUAUUUGAAUUUACGUUUACAUGGCAUAUUAGUAAAUUUUGACAUAAAGCUUGGAUCUAAAUCAGAUGAACAUACACAACAGUCUGCGCUUGCCUCAUUAGCGGCAUUAAUGCGAUAUAUGGGUGCAGAAUACUUAACACCAUUGAGGUAUAAAAUCUUAGCAACAUUGCGAACAUCGCUUGGAUUCAAGAGACCAGGAUUUGGACCUCUAAUAUGCGAUGCAUGGAAUGCAUUCAUUCAUAACCUAGCUAUUAAAGAACUUGAUCCAUUAUUACCAACUAUAUAUGUAUCCUUGAUACCAUUAUUAAAAAUAUAUAGAGAAAAAGUAAUUGCAAUGUUAAAGUUCCUUAUUAUUGAGUGUAAUGAAGAAAACUCCAAUCACAUUGCAGAAUUGUUUUUUAUAGACGAUAUAGAUGUUCCUGAUGAAAUUUCAAAUAUAAUCAAAGCACAUAUUUUGCAAGCCAGGCCCAAAGGUUUUGAAGCAAAUUUAAAGUUAUGGCUUAAACGAAUUACUCACGAAACGGAUGAAGUAAGAAUUAGGGCUUUGAUGUAUUUACAGAAAUUCCUGGCAGAACAUCGUAGUCAGUUGAAUGAAAUGAUUCUAAGUGAAACAGAUGUUCAUCCACUGGUCGUUAAUCUACUGGAUACAUUGUUAAUUGGGUGUCAACAUACAGAUGAAUCUAUUCGUUUAUUGUAUGGAGAAUGUUUAGGAGAAUUAGGUGCAAUUGAACCAAGUCUUUUACCACGCAGAAUUAUUUCUAGAGAUGACAGUAAAUUUAUUUCUGAUAUGAACGAAGAAUUUGCCUGUGCUAUGCUCUUUGAACAUGUACGAGCAUUUCAAAUGCAAAAAAGCAGCCAGAGUAUGGACUGUUUCUCACUUGCUAUUCAAGAAAUUUUAAAAGCAUACAAUAUUUCACCUCAAGGCAUAAACAGUGAAUUGUGGAAUAGUCUACCUUUAACUAUGAGGCAAAUUAUUUUUCCCUUUCUAACUUCGCAUUACAAGAUAGCUGCUGUCAGCGACGAUAAAAAGUUUCCAUGUCCUAUUUAUGGUUCUGAAGCAGGUUCUUCGGUUGAAAGUUGGGCUUACAAUUGGUUUUGCAGCAUGUUUAACGAUAUUUACGAUGAAACACUUAAUAGUGUAUUACGUGCGUGUAAAUUGGCACUUAAACGAGAUAUAAAAAUACUCACAUUUUGUUUACCGCACGUUGUAUCGUAUAUAAUAACAAAUGGCACCGAACAAGAACAUAUAAGAAUACAAGAAGAAAUGUUAACAAUAAUUGAUGUUAGAAAAAAACCUACACUCGAUCCUGAAUUGUCGCGUCAUCGACCGCUUAGACAUGGACAUAGUGUAAAGGCAGAUGAUACACGAAUUUCUGAAGAAACUAGACGCACACGUUGCGCACAGAUUGUAUUUUCAAUAUUAGAUCAUUUGCAAAGAUGGCUUUGGGAACAACGGUUAAAUCGUAAUUAUAAGUAUGAAGCAGUAAAAAACUUCUGCGAGAAAUUAAAUGCAUUAGUAGUGGCUGAAGGUUGUUAUCAAUCUCGAGAAUAUCAUAGGGCCCUAAUGUAUUUAGAGCAACAUAUAGCUUCUACCAAUAAGGGAUUGUCAGAGGCACUGGAAGGUGGAUUGUUAGCUAAAAUAUAUGCGCAAUUGGAUGAACCAGAUGGUAUAUCUGGUAUAUUAGCUACUCAAGAUCAUACUCCUACAGUUCAACAAUUAGUUUUAGCUCAUGAAGUUAAUGGACAGCUUCAGGAUGCGGCUACAUGCUAUGAAAGACUAGCACAGAAAAAAAAUUUAAAACAUACAUAUUUACAAGGCAUGAUACAAUGUUAUCUUGGUCUCGAUCAGCCUUUUACGGCAAAAUAUAUUACUGAAGGAGUUUUGAGUAGCAGACCUGAACUAGAGCCAUUAAUGAUUGAACAUGAGCCUUUUUGGAGAUUGGCACAUUUUACUAGACUUGAUGAUACUUCGCAAAAAAACAUAAAGCACACUCUGCUUGAAGAUCUCAAGAAAGGUGUUAAGCCAGAUUUGCUGCCAUUAAAAAAAAAUCUAGUGUCAUUGUUAGAAGAUACUUCACGGCCGGGAGCUUAUCAGCAAUGUUAUUCCUACAUUAUGAAGCUACAUAUAUUGAAUGAAUUCGAUAAAGCAGUUUCUACCAUGCUGACUAAUAUAGAGCAACUGCCAAUGAUAUUUGAAGAGUGGGACAAACGUGGUCAACUUGUUAGAGCUUCGCGUGGAGUUGAAUUUGUAUUCAGUAUGCGCAGAGCCACGUUAGAUCUAGCAGUUCAGUUACAGGAGGAAGUUAACAAUAGAGAAAACUCUGUACUUAAACAAGAAAUUGGCAAGAUUUGGCUUAAAAGCGCUAAGAUUGCGAGGAAGAGAGGAUUACAUCAACAAGCGUAUAUGUAUAUUUUAUCAGCUAGUGAUUCCUGUCCACCGCAACAACUUUAUAUAGAACAAGCUCAGUUAUAUUGGCAAAAAGGAUGCCAGGAAGAUGCUUUUACAACAUUAAAGCGAUGUUUCUCCAGUUGUUUCAAAUCCGCUACAUAUUACAAAACUUUGGUGUCGUCAGAGUGUGUAGAAGAAAGAAAACAAUGCGCAAAGGCAAAACUUUUGUAUGCAAAGUAUAAUGAUGAAACAGUUAAUGUGGAUACUGAUGCUAAUAUUAUAAAUUACAAGGAGGCUAUUGAAGUUUGGAGAGAAUGGGAAAAAAGUUUACUUUUUUGUGCACAGUAUUAUGAAUCUGUCAUAGAUAGGAUGACUGAUGAUGAAAAGGAUAGAAGGGGACGAGAUUUACAAGUACACGCUAUGAAUUUUUAUGGAAAAUCACUUCAGUAUGGUUGCAAGUAUAUUCAUCAAUCUAUGCCAAGAAUGUUGACUAUAUGGUUGGAUUUUGCUUCUCGUAUAACAUCUCGACCUAGUCAGUAUAGUAAUCACGAUGUUGAUAAGCUUCGACGUGAUGCGUUAUUAAAAAUGACAAAAAUUAUGGAAGUAUAUCAAGAAAGACUGCCAAUAUUUAUGUGGCUGACAGCAUUUAGUCAACUCGUAUCUAGAAUAUGCCAUCCCUCUAUGGAAGUGCAAAAUACUCUUUGUACAAUAGUAGUAAAACUAAUUUAUGCUUAUCCUCAACAUUGUUUAUGGAUGAUGGCAUCAGUUAUUAAUUCUUCUUACCCUGCGCGUCAAAGACGUUGUCAGGAAAUUCUCAAUAAUUCCAAACUUAAAACUAUGGAAAUGACGAAACUUAUUAAAGAUUUUCACAAACUAUGGGAGAGAUUAAUUGAAUUAUCCAACAAAGUAAUUCCAGAUGGUGUUAUGAAUACUACAGUAAACCAAUUAUCACGAAACCUUCCACGUUUACUUUCAAAUAAAGAAUUUAGUUCAAUUAUGAUGCCGACAACUAAGUUCAGGCAACUUCAUCUACCCGCUAAGGGUGUAUCAUUGGAAAAUCACAAUCCUUUUUCAUCAACCUGGGUUCAUAUAUUUGGAAUAGAAGAGACUGUAGUUGUUAUGCCAUCACUUCAAAGACCGCGACGUAUUGCAUUAAAAGGAUCAGAUGGUAGACAAUAUCUUUUUAUGUGCAAGCCAAAAGACGAUUUACGAAGAGACUUUAGAUUGAUGGAAUUUAACGAUAUUGUAAAUAAAUAUCUUCAAAAUGAUCCUGAAUCACGACAAACAAGAUUGUAUAUUCGAACAUACAGUGUUGUACCCUUAAAUGAAGAAUGUGGUUUAAUAGAGUGGGUACCGAAUCUAGUUGGUUUUAGACCCGUUAUUAUAAAUUUAUAUAAAGAAAGAGGUAUUGCGAUUUCAAACAGAGAACUUAGAACCAUGUUAUGCACGUUAAAAGAUCCUCUAGAGAAAAAGAGGAAGGUAUUUUUAGAACAACUCUUACCGCGACAUUCUUCAGUUCUUGGAGACUGGUUUCGUCUUACAUUCCCUGAUCCAUAUGGAUGGUACGAAGCACGUACCGCGUUCAUUAGAACCACAGCAGUGAUGUCCAUGGUGGGAUAUAUUCUUGGUCUUGGAGAUCGUCAUGGAGAGAAUAUACUAUAUGAUUCUAAAUGCGGAGAUUCUGUACAUGUUGACUUCAAUUGCUUAUUUAACAGGGGAGAACUGUUCGACUGGCCAGAACGUGUGCCAUUUCGUUUAACGCAUAACAUGGUAGAUGCUAUGGGACCAUUAAAAAUUGAAGGACCGUUCAGGCGUGCUUGUGAAAUAACUAUGAGAGUCCUUCGACAACAAUGUAGUACAUUGUUAAGUGUGCUUACUCCAUUUGUAUAUGAUCCACUUGUAAGCUGGAAUAAGAACCAAACUGGCGAAGGCAGUGAAAAAACAAAUGAAAAGGCUGUAGAGCACAUAAAGAAUAUAGAACAACGACUCAAAGGUCUGAUUCGAUCUCAUGGGAAAAAAUUAGAAAACAUUGCUUUAAAUCUUAGCGUUGAGGGACAAACUAAUCAUCUGAUUCUAGAAGCGACAAAUAUAGAUAAUCUUUGUCAAAUGUAUUUUGGUUGGGGCGCAUACAUGUAA